AUGGAGAAACCCGAAUCCACAGAGAUAUUUGUUUCCAGAAUAGAGAACCUGGUGUUCUCGGGCUCAGAAAAGCCCUCCAGGCAGUGGCGAUCUUGCCAUAGGUGCAAGCUUGGAAGAAAAAAGUGUGAUUACAGUUUUCCAAGUUGUCUGUCUUGUCUCAAAGUUGGGGCUCCUUGUUUUGGAUACCAUCCUGUCACCAAAGAAGCAUUACCCAGGAGCGUGGUAAUGUUCCUCCGAGAAACAGAAAGAAAACUACAAAAACGUCUAGAACAAGUUGAACAGGCCAAUAAUAAGGAUGAGACAGGAAUUUCAGCUUCUUAUAUUCGAAAAAUGGUGGCUUCUGUGGGGAGACCUUUGGUGGAUGUGACAACGCCAAACUCAGAACAAGACAUUACCGAGUAUAAUCUGCAGUAUCGAAAAGCACUAAUUUUGAUGUUUCUUUUACGUCCUUCCAGCAUUCCUGCUCCAUUUUGCAGAAGGUGUGAUCAUCCGCUGUCGGAUCCCGAACCAUGUGCACAUCCAGUUGAUCUCGCUUCGUUGCCGAGAGACAUUUUCGACCAUCUACUGAACCAGUUUGUGAGCGUGCAAUUGCCCCAGUUUCCGUGUGUUUCAGAGGGGGAGAUUAAAGAGUCCAGACUGAGGGUCCUGGGUCAGGCUGAGUCUCCAGCAGAACCCCACGAUGUGGUGUUGAUUUCCAUCGUCAUGGCUAUAAGUGCGAACACUUUGCAUUGGAAGGACGAAUCCAAUGCCAUUGCCUCGUCAAACGCCCUUUUUGCAACGGCAGUAUCUCAUUUGACGCAAAUAGUAUGGCUUCCCAAUUGUAAGACUUUGACUCUUCUGCUGCUGUUUGCCUAUUACGGAUAUGCGAACCCAGCCUUCUGUGAUAGUGCCUACGUGAUGCAGAUUGCCGUGAGAAUAUGCUUGGUGUUGGGCCUUCACAAGGAAUCCACAUGUCAUCUCGACACUGUUGAGCAGGAUACCAGGAGACGUCUUCUACUGGUCACACUCAGUGCUGAGCGCGCAUUCACCUCGCUCUUGGGAGUUCAGAUGGGUUUCGACACGGCCACAGUCAGUGCUCUCUUCCCAUCUGUACUUGGUGAUCAAUACAUUACAACGAAGGGCUUUCUAAAGGAUGGUGUAGCCACUAAAGUUGCCUCUAUAACUCUCUGGCGCUUGCGGUGCCUUGAAACCGAGAUCUACGAUGUCCUGUGGCUGGGAUCAAAUCCUGUGACUUUCGACUCAAUUGAGAUGUGGAGAGAAGAAACCAUGAGGCUAUUAGAUCAAUGGUACGAGGAUAGUCUUGAGUUCCACUCUAAGCAUCAGCUUAACUUUCGAACUGCUGUCACGAACUUUCAGAAGGCUAGACUUACCAGAAGAUCGCCCAAAAACCCAAAUCCUCCUCCAGAGAUGGUGAUGAUGUGUAUUGGGUUCAUCGAAGGCUUCACAGUUCAUUACUUUGAGAAUAUAAAAAACGGGACUGUCUCGUUCAAUCUCUUUGCUGCCUACUUUAUUGCUGAGGGUGCUGCCUGUUUGUGUGAUUUCCUAUGGAACCGUCAAGAGGUGGUAGCACAGGAAACUCGAGCGCUUCAAGUGGCCAAGCUUCUGGAAAGCCAACUUCAGGUUUUGACGCAUAUCAGCAAACGAUGGCCGCAACUGUUGGAGUGUAUCAAGGGGAUCGGAGAAUUGAAACUUCACAUUCUCGCAGCGAAGUAUCCCCAGCUUCUUUCUAAUGAUGUCAAGCCCCAGACUACUUUGACCGAAUUUGAGAUCUCCGAAGAGGUUGAGAUUCGCGUUUUCCCAAACGCUGACAAGUCGGGUGGUGAAUACAAAGGCGAUCCAAGUAACUUCAACAGAUAUGACUUCUCCGGCGAAGAUAUGGAUUUUUUGUUAUCCAGUGGACCUAUUGAUUCUCCAGAUAUUUGGAGUAUUGAGCAUUUGAUAGGUGCAGAAUUCUUCUGA
Molecule: messenger RNA, 1959 nt
Organism: Kuraishia capsulata CBS 1993
Lineage: Eukaryota; Fungi; Ascomycota; Pichiomycetes; Pichiales; Pichiaceae
Exons: 1
Coding region: 1-1959 (652 amino acids)
Biological process (GO): positive regulation of transcription by RNA polymerase II; DNA-templated transcription
Molecular function (GO): DNA-binding transcription factor activity, RNA polymerase II-specific; zinc ion binding; sequence-specific DNA binding
Source: RefSeq, a predicted model, not a curated record